Messenger RNA from Anas platyrhynchos (mallard), 791 nucleotides. RefSeq names its product pancreatic secretory trypsin inhibitor-like. Lineage: Eukaryota; Metazoa; Chordata; Aves; Anseriformes; Anatidae. Gene Ontology annotation, molecular function: protein binding. The record is from RefSeq and is a predicted model, not a curated record.
UAAAGGUCCAGGUACGGGCUGCUGGAGGUGGGAUCUCAGGGAGCCAGAGCUGUCCUGUUUCCCCUUUGCCGUCUCCAGUCAAGUAUCACCUUGACCAUGAAGGCAGUCGGUAUUUUCCUGCUCCUCUUCCUGGCAAUCUGCUUCUACCAAGGAGAUGCUGAGCCAGACGGCGCUGCUGACCAAGGAACAGAGGCAAACUGUGGCAACUACGACCUAAGGAAAGGCUGUACAAAGAUCUUCGACCCCAUCUGUGGCACGGAUGAUGUCCUAUACAGCAACGAGUGCUUGCUGUGCAGCCAGAACCUGCAAAGACACACUAAUGUGCGGAUAAAGCACAGGGGAAAGUGCCAAAACCCGUCCCCACGCUCCAACCCUGCUCAAAACUAAAAGGUGCAACCGUGCUGGAGAAGAUGGCACAAAGCUGUCCCCCACCUCUACAGACUCCUAAUAAACUGGAAGAACUGCAGUGGCUUGCCCUGGGAUUUCUCUCACACACACAGCACAGCCCUUCCCCUGACAUUCAAAAAACCCUUCCUGUAAAAUAUGGUUUUGUUGUUGUUGUUUUGGGUUUUGGUGGUUUUUUUUUGUUGUUUGUUUUGUUGUUGUUUUUUUUUUUUCCUUUUUUUUCCUCUUUUUUUUUUUUUUUUUUUUUUUUUUUUUUUUUUUUUUUUUUUUUUUUUUCUGUAACAUCCACAAAAGCAAAAAUUACUGCUGGAGCCCCAGGGAAAAGGCCAGGACAUUCCCAAGGAGGGUCAGGCCAUGGCAUAACAAGUCUCCCUAUUGCACCCAGA